Messenger RNA from Penicillium odoratum, 4380 nucleotides. Its product is annotated as TRAPPII-specific subunit TRS120. The record is from RefSeq and is a predicted model, not a curated record. The transcript is spliced from 3 exons. Gene Ontology annotation, cellular component: trans-Golgi network. NCBI's taxonomy places the organism in Eukaryota, Fungi, Ascomycota, Eurotiomycetes, Eurotiales, Aspergillaceae. Bases 1 to 4380 code for a protein of 1459 amino acids.
AUGGGGGUCGACCCAUUGUCUCCGAUUGCGCCAGUGCGCUUGAGGGCGCUUCUACUACCAAUUGGACGGAUUAAGCGAUCCCGCUUCCUGAGCUUCGCAGCUAGACUUCAAGCUGAGAAUGUCGUGCGGUUAGGAGACAUUAGUCCCGAUGCUCGACCAAACCGAAACAUGUUUUCCCCGCUUGCAUUUCCUACAGGGUUGAUCCUAUACGACCUGUCCUUCUCGGUUCCCCCCACGUCGCACCUCGAGCUAUUCCCCUUUGAGAUAUACAGAGAACCCUUGGUGAUCAUUGCAAUUGCAGAUGGUACAGAGCUUUCCCAGGAUUCUGGAUCGAAGAAGCAGCAUCCCACCCCAGAGGGGCUCGAUCAACUAUUGGAGGAGCUAGAAGGAAUGAAAGAAAGGAGCCCACGUGCGCUAGUUAAUCAGCUCCUGGUCUUCGACUAUGAUGGCGUGGAGAAACUUACGAAUGGACCGGAUAAUGUACUUUGGGUGCCUCUUCCCGAGGCAUCGAAAGCUACCACGAUGAAAACGGUCUUGUGUGACAUAACAUCAGUCUUGCUGUCGGAGCUGGACGAGUUCGCAAAAACAAUUCAAGCCAUCCCAACCAUUGAAUCACCUCGAACAUCCUCAUGGGGACCAUCUCGCAAUCCAGAGUUACGUCCCCGACCGGUCGACCGACUGCUACAUCGGAUGACCCUACCUGCCCAAAUGCCAUCGAACCCUAACGGUGCACCAGACACCCCAUUAUCCGAUCCUGGUGUACAAACCCUCAACUCUGAAACUGCUACGACAUUUGACGAGAUUACUCGCUCGAUUCAAAUUCAUCGCACGCAGUCUGGCAGCAAGAGCCCCUCGGUAGCGUCCGCCAAGGAGCAUAGUCGUGAGCGAAUGUCAGUUAGCGGAGUGAGCGCGACAGAUAGAACGAAGAACCGUAUCAAGGGACGGGCUGGGGUCGUCAUUGGGACUCUUUUCCUGCAGGCAGGAAGAUGGCAUGAUGCCCUAAAGGAGUUGGUUGAAGCGACGAACAACGCACGCGCAGGUAGCGACUACAUCUGGCAUGGGAAAGCGCUGGAGUCCAUUCUUCUUUGUCUUGUAAUGCUUGGAUGGGCAGGUAUGGAUUUCCAGAUCCCCUCGGUUCUCUACCCUGUUGCCGACAAGUCUUCAAAGUCGCAUCGGGAUUCGCUUUCUACUCCCACAGCUGGCAAUCGCAUUAUAUCCCUUCAAAAUCUUGCGAACCUACUGCCCGAUCUUUCGAAUACCAUUCUGAACCUAUACAAUCGAGCCGCGAAUAUUACAGACGAACCUCUGCCACAACUGGUUUUCUCCGAAACAGUCAUUCGAUUAUCAAGACUCUUGGUAUCUGCUCGUGUACGCGAUGGCUCGCUGGAUGACAACGCCUUAAAACAUAUCGUCAUGAAUGAGCCUCUUGUCCCUAUACUUCAACCUGAGCUUCCACGAGGCACAGUCCUGCUUCGCAAAUCUGAGCUUGCAAACUUUCUGUACCGAGCUCUACCGCUCGCCCCUAGUGCCGACUUGCCUGCCACUGAUGUGGUCCCCAUUGUCGUGGGCGUGGUGUCUGUUCUGAAUGCCCUUGAUUUGCCUCGAAAGAAAGCUUUCAUCAUGCGCGAGCUUCUUACUGUGAUGGUACCUAGCCUGGUACAGGCGCGGAAAAUUGGCGCUGCUGAGGUGGGCAUUCAUCCAGCUGCGGGAUUAGCAUCUCUUAGCGAUACCGCCUUUGAUGUGAACGCCCUUGAUAUUGGUCCAGGAAAUAUGGAGAAGAGUGUGCGGCUCCUUCUUGCUAGCAUAGGCGAGAUAUAUGGAGUCCAGCCCUCGGCGUUCUAUGAAUGGGAGAAGCGAAAGAGCCAAUCAUCCGCAGUUGGUGAAUCAGAAGAAUGUCCUGAUUAUGAAUCAGUUGCUGGCAUUGCAGAGCGAUCUUUUCGACAUGUGGUUCUUGAUAGAUAUGGUGAUCUCAAUCUGAAGAUUGAUGUUCUCAAGGCAUGCAUCAACUGCUGCGAAGCCUUGCCCGACUUUGAAGGUGUACUUCGUUUCACAGUUGAGCUUUUGCAGACCAUUAGAGGUGAUCUUAUGCUAGGAGAGACAAACCAGAUGCCCCCGUAUCUCCCCCGAGAAGAGCAGGUUCGCCUCUUGAACAACAUCAAACGCACCGUUGGCGCUGCAAACAGGCUUGGUGCUUCUCAGAUGGCAGCAGAGUACUGGGACGACUUUCUCGUGCGUGACGUAGAGCUAUUAGCACUACCAGAUCCAAGAAGACCUGUCCGACGGUCGAAAUCCGAGUUGCAUGCCGUCACUGGUGGAUCUGAAAAAUCGAAAAAGGAUCCGUUCCUAUACAAUGCCUUUGCGAAACCCAGCAGCAAAGCCCUAGAGGUGCUUAGUGUCACGGAUGAGCCUGCUUCGUUCCGGGUCACUCUCCAGAAUCCCUACGAGUUCGAGGUCGAGAUCGAGCACUUGCGACUAGAGAGCACGGGCGUGGACUUUGACGGUGUGACAGAAAAUGUCAUUCUUCCUCCAUUUUCCCUGCAAGAUAUUAUCGUCCUGGGCACCGCUCGCGAAGAAGGAAAUCUUACCAUCACAGGUUGUAUUGCUAAAGUGCGCAAUUGUCGAAUGCGCAGGUUCCCCAUAUUCAAGAAUUUCUGGAAGCCUGAACCUGAUGUCAAGUUCAAACGGACAGGAUUGGCGUCGAAGAAGCCCCUCUCAGAGCGACCAGUAUCCUGGGCUUCAGAAAUCUCGAAAAAUGGAAAAACAUCAGUUAAAAAGGGCCCCGAGGCGGAAACAUGUCAGGUUAAGGUCAUCGGCAAACAGCCAUCACUUUUGAUCGAAUCAAUGUCGCUCUCGCAGUCGGCAUUGAUGAUCCUAGAAGGGGAGAUCAAGUCAUUUACCAUCACCCUUCAAAACACAUCGUCGUGCCCCGUGGACUUUGUUUUGUUUACCUUCCAGGAUUCUACCACCAGGCAACUCCAAUCAGCUCUCAAGAACAGAGAUCUCUUGCCAGUCGAAAUCUAUGAGUUGGAACUGAAGUUGACAACCCAGCCGGCUCUACGAUGGCGCCGUGAGGGUCCCAACUCGGAAGACUGCUCUAUUCUAGCCGGUCAGAAGGCUACCUUUACGGUUGAUGUGCUGGGCAAGCCUGGUCUACAGGAUACCACCAUUCAAAUCGACUAUUCGUUCAUCGGGGCCAAACAGGCGGAUCUUCCUGAUAUCUUUUAUACCAGGCAAUUGUUUGUACCGCUAACGGUUACGGUAAAUGCCAGUGUAGAAGUUGCUCGUUGUGAUAUCUUGCCCUUCAGUGGCGAUUUUGCCUGGCGGAAUCACCUCGAACCUCCUUCUGACUCGGUUCAACAAUCAAACUCACCGUUAUCUGCCAGCGAUCAUGAUCCAUUCUCCCAGGUUCUCGCCCGUCUCGGCAAUGGAGUCUACGGUCCAGAUCAUUGUGUUGUCUUGCUUGACCUCCGAAAUGCAUGGCCAAGUCCUGUGACUGUGUUCUUGCGAGUUGGCGAGCACUCCGCAUUGUCAAAGGACAAUCAUACUGGUCAGUAUGCUGUUGAUGGACAUCUUCAGCCUGGCCAAACCUCCAGAUUCGUCCUCGUUCUCCCGCGUGUCUAUCUAGACAACCCGCACGCAUCUAUUCCCGUCGUCAACACAGGUACUAGACGGCAAUUUGUGGUCAGCGCCAACAAGUUAUCAUUUGAAGCGGAGGCAGCCUCUCGUGAAGCUUUCUGGUUCCGGGAGGAGCUACUGAAAAGGAUGCACGGAAGCUGGAAGGAAGCCUCAACAGGGCGUGAGGGAACCAUCGAUCUUCGGAACAUCCGCCUCAAUGCACGCAUGGUGGAAGCCAUGCGACUUGAGGAUGUCGAUAUAAAGUUUUCCGUCUCCUCGCCCUCCGCAGAUCCUUCCAAUCCUGAACCUUCUCAAAAGGUCACUCAAACAGGGCGCUCACGUUUCCGAGCCGAAGCCGACGAUCUCCUCACUCUGUUUGUUACCAUCCGCAAUCGGUCUUCACGUCCUAUUCACCCACUUCUCCGCCUUCAGCCCAGCUUGCGACACCAACCGAAUAACAUCGCUUUGGAUCUCACCCGCCGCCUCGCAUGGACUGGAAUGCUCCAACAAUCCCUUCCCAUACUACCAAGCGGCGAGUCUACCCAAGCCUCCAUCGGAGUGACGGUUCUCAGCCGUGGUGAAUACGAGUUUGGCGCCAGUGUGGAGGAAGCCCGCAUUCUGUGGCCCUCCAAUUCUCAUGACAAAAUAAACAACAACUCUAAUGCUCAUGAUGAUGUCGUCAUGGACACAUUCGGUGCAGAUGUUGUGAGAAAACGCCGCAUCUGGCAUGCGAUGGAGACUUGUGUCAUUCAUGCCAACUAUUAA